Beta vulgaris subsp. vulgaris (sugar beet) is the source of this 1925-nucleotide messenger RNA. RefSeq lists its product as hypothetical. The transcript is spliced from 2 exons. The record is from RefSeq and is a predicted model, not a curated record. The coding region runs from base 2 to 1393 and encodes 463 amino acids. Lineage: Eukaryota; Viridiplantae; Streptophyta; Magnoliopsida; Caryophyllales; Amaranthaceae. Gene Ontology annotation, molecular function: methyltransferase activity.
CAUGCUAAAAAGAAAAAACCGAGAAUCUAAUCACAGGAAAAGCUCCAAAACACAAAUAAAAGAUUCUCACCAUCCAGGAAAAGAAGAGAAAAAAAAACACCAAAGAACUAAAUAUCAAAACCUUCAUUCAUUAAUUUCCUCACUACUUCACUCUCUUCUCCCAACUACUACUUCACUGGUAGUACCUGGGAGUAAGAGCUUUUUGCCCCCACAAUCUGAGCCAAACCAAAUCAACAAAAAUCUCACCAAAAAUUCUUUUUUUCCAAUGGCAAUGUCAUUCACAAUGGGUCUAAAUUUCCUCCUCUUAGUAGCGAUGGUUGCAACCAACCUCCUAUCACUUUACCACCUCUCUUCCACCACCUCAUUUUUCAGCACAAAACUCCCUCAAACUCCCUCCUCCUCAUCCACAUCAGUUCCACCUUACCUCCUCCGCCAACUCCACACAAUACGCGCCACAAUAAACCAUCUCACGCGCCUCCACCCGGUUUCGACACCGAACCCCGGUACCUUAACUUCCUCUAAAACACCCCCUUCUGAUCUCCUAAUCUACUCAAAUCUCUCUCCCAUUGCUUCCUCUUGUCAUGAUUACCCUGACCUUCUUCACAAGUACAUGAACUACACCCCAUAUACUGUCUGUCCUAAAGAUUCCCAACUUGCUGAGUCACUCAUUCUUCGUGGUUGUCACCCUCUUCCUAGAAGAAGGUGUUUCUCACUCACCCCAGUUAACCCUAGACUCUCUGUUCCUGAUUCCAAUGUUAUUUGGAGUGAUUACCCUUCUGCUACUUGUAAGAGUUUUAAGUGUUUAAACCCAAAACUGGGUUUUGAUGUAAAGGCGGAUUCAGAUAUGUUUAUGUCUUAUAAGUCGGAGGUUGAUCUCACCAUUCCUCAGCUCUUAGAUAUAGCUAAGAGGGCGGGAUCUGUGAUUCGUUUAGGGGUUGAUAUUGGUGGUGGGACGGGGACUUUUGCAGCCAGGAUGAAAGAAAGGAAUGUAACUGUGCUCACUACUACUAUGAAUUUGGGUGCUCCUUAUAGUGAGUUUAAUGCAGUUAGGGGUCUAUUGCCGUUGCACGCUCCAUUACAGCAGCGGUUGCCGGUGUUCGAUGGGGUUUUGGACUUGGUUCGAUGUGGGCAUGGUGUUAACCGGUGGAUCCCGACCGCAAUGCUGGAGUUUUUGUUGUUUGAUGUGGAUAGAGUGUUGAGAGGUGGUGGGUUUUUCUGGGUUGAUCAUUUCUUUAGUAAAGGGGGUGAUUUAGAUAAGGUUUAUAAGCCUUUGAUUAAUAAGUUGGGGUAUAAGAUUGUGAAGUGGGCUACUGGGAGUAAGAUGGAUGCUAGUGGAGUCAAGAAUGGGGAGGUUUAUUUGACUGCUCUUUUGCAAAAGCCCAAGUCUAGAUGAUUACAGAAGAUGUUUUUUUUUUUCUUUGUAAGAGGUGUAUCAAAUGUAGAGUUACUAGAGUAUUCAAUCUAUUACACGAGUCCUCGGAGAAGUGUUGCAGCUCAAGUUCAGAUCCUGAGUCAACUUUGGACAUCAACUGUUGAAACUCCAAUCAUAUGUUAUGUAAACUUAGAAAUAUGCCCCAGAAAGGAGAAUCGCAGGAAGGAAAAUGCUGGUCCAAAAUGUAUGUCCAACUGGACAAAGCAAUGUUUAUUCUUUUCACUUUUCUUAUGGCUCAGGACUAGUUUAAGGCAUUCCUGUUAAACUUAGAAAUAAAUAGUUUUCCUUAGUAAUCAUUAUUUAUUGAUAGUUUUAUGUUUAUUAAAAGUGGGAUGACAAGCCUUAAAGAGACAUAGUGCCGUUGGCCGAUCGACCAGAAAAUGGCAGUUCUCUAUAUCAGAGGACCAAGCAAAUGAAGGGGACAUAUACUUGUAGUUCUAUGAUUUUUAUGGUGAUUUGCAUCAUCAUAUUUUUCUAGUGUUGUUCCCUUAUA